Molecule: messenger RNA, 3579 nt
Organism: Stylonychia lemnae
Lineage: Eukaryota; Ciliophora; Spirotrichea; Sporadotrichida; Oxytrichidae
Source: the annotation of a GenBank genome assembly
AUGGCAAGUGAACUUAAAUAAUCACAGUACAGUCAGAAGACCCCAUCGCGUGACUAUGUCAACUAAUCAUCCACUAAAAAGAACUUAGAUAAUUAUCUCAAUGGAACUUUAAAAACUUCAAUGGGUGAUCAUGGCUAACUUAAUGAAUCUAAACGAUUUGAAUAUCAGGCAAGCAGAUCAGGGAUAGGACAAAUGGAUACAUAAAAAUUGAUGGAUUUAGUUUAAAAAUACGGAGGGGCGGGUAAAGAUCUGCCAUCUGCAAGUAAGAGUGGGUUCAAUGGUACUCAAAAUACCAAUUACAAAAACACUGACUACUUACUGCAAGGAUCAACUCCUUCUCCUUUAGACAUUUAGGAUUUUUAAAUUGAUACAAACAGAUCUGUAGUUUUAGGUAACUUUGCUGGUAAAGGGCAUAAUCUGCAAUACUCUUAACAUAAUAACAUGACAUAGAAGGAGUUUUUGAAGGAAAUAGAGCAUUUAAAUGCCAAUUCUAAGCAAUUUUACGACAAAGUCAAUAAAAACUAAGAAGAUCGCUAGAAAAGAGUGCAAGAGUUAAAGAGAAAGCUGAAUAAGCAGGAUGAUUCGCUGAUAUUUUAAUAAAAUACAGAAGAGAACUAAAGCUAAGGUGCUGCUGGGGAUAAUCAUUUAUUCUAGGAUGAAGCAAGUUAGAUUGAGCAUCAAGAUGAAGAAGAUGAUCCUGAAAAGGAAAAGCAUAGAAUGCUAGAGAUGAUUAAUAAAAUAGUAGAAAGGUAGGAAUAUUACGAAGCUGCUUAGAGGGAAAUCGAGAACUAACUCAAUUAAUCAAAUUUUUUGAAUCAAAAUACCAACUUCAAUACAAUGAACAUUUAAGUCUAGUAAUCAAAUGGAAGUCCUAGAAAUACAUUUGGACCAACAGACUCAGAAGCAUACACAGUAUAUAACAGAUUGUAUUCAAAUGCAAGGAAGUAGUAAGAUAAAUCAUUUGACUAGCAACUUGAGUAAAACACUAAACUAAACAAAAUGCAGAGUGAACCCUUAAGAGAUAAAACUUAUUAACACAUUACUAAUAACUAGACUGAAGUGUUCUUGAUGACUGAGAAAUCUAACUUUAUUACCAAUAACAGAUUCAGUGGAGGAUUUACUUCUAAUUAAAACAAUACUACAUCAAAGUAUUAACCAGGGCAUGGACUAUAUUAAGAAUUUCUGGAGAGAUAGAGAAGGCAGAAAGCAACAAUUGAAUCAUCAAAGCAUCAAGUGGCUCUUGAAGCUUAAAAAUCCAAGGUAAAUUUCAAAUCGCAUCAGUUGGCUUACAAAAAGCUGGAAAGAGAUUUGCUGGCUGCUAUUAGGUAUGUAGACUACGAGGAUAAUAAAUAGAUGAAUACCACUUAGGUAGGUCAGUUAUUUUAUGUCUUGGGUGUCUUCAAAUAUUUGUUCAAUGAACAGUAUGAGUUGUAGAUACAGAAUUAACAGCGAAAGACAAAUUACACCAUCGAUAAACCAUUAAAUGCAACACAGAUAAAGGUUGAAGAAAGAAAGCUUAGAGAAGAGGAAUUUCUAAUGCAGUUCUGGCUUAAGAUAAAUCCCUAGGGAGAUGAGACAGUAGAUGCUGAGAUAAUUCUUGAGUUUUUAAAGCUAAUUUAUGAUCCCUAUUGUAUAGCCAAUGGUCUAGCAAAAUAAGAGAAGCUUGUUUCAGAGUAUGUAAAGGCUAUUAAGAAAGUCUAUGGAUAGGGGCCUGCAACGAAUGGAACUAUAAAUGAGGAAAACGAAGAUUAUUCAAGUGAGCAUGAUCCACAUUCAAAUAAGCUCAAGAAUGAUAUAGAUGAACUAAUAUGGAGUGAGUAAGAUCUUCUUAAGGCAAUAAGGUAUCUUACAGACAACUUCUCUGCUUUUAAAAAUGGAUCUAAAGGAGGGAUCAAGGUACCUACUGUCAAGCAAAGAAAAGGCUUCUAUGAGGCAUACAAGGAAUGUACAUUCAAACCACUUAUCAACAAAAAAUCAGAGUAGUUAGAAAAGUAGCAUUGGGUAAACUUCUUUCAUAAUCAACACUAAAAAGCCACCUAGAUCAUUCAUUAGAAUAGCACUAUGAGCAAUACUAAUGAACUCAACAAAUCUAACUUCGUUGGUAGAAUAGUGAGUUCCUAAGAGGUUAAGAAUAACUCUCAGGCUUCAGUAAUGAAUGACUCAAUAAGAAAUGCGUAUGACUACGAUAAUCCACUUGAAAGACAAGUUAUGGAUCUUUAGAACAAUCCCUCUAAUAUUAGAGUAGACCCUCAAUAGAGAGUAGAACUACUACUGGAGAAGUAAAAGAUCUAAAAAGAAAAGAUUAGAAAGAAGUAGUAAUAGAAAGAACAGCUAGAUUUGGAAUAGUGUACCUUUAAACCUGAUAUCAACAAGUCCUAAGCUUCAAAGAAUCAAGUGUUCAACAAUCAGUACUACUAUUAGAACUCAAACAAUAUCUCUAAUUAUCAAGAUAAAGCAGCUCAUGAAAGACUAUGGGAACUUAGCAAAGCUAAGAGACUAAAUAUGCCUUAGAGAAAGAACUUUGAUGAGCAGUUAGAAGACCUUCAAGAAUGCACUUUUUAGCCUAAUAUUAAUAAAGCUAGCAGGUCUGUACUAAUCAGAAAGCGAAGUAAUGAGCCUACUAAAGAUUUCUCUUCAUAAGACCAGUCUUAGCAAUAUAUCAAAGGAUAUGAGGAGACUAUACAGAGACUUAAGAAGGGGAAAGAACUCAAAGACUAAAAAAAGGAAAUGAUUGAAAAGUAAGAUAAAAUCAAUAGAAAUAAUAAUAUCUAUAGCCUUGGCAAACCAAAGAAGUAUAGCGGAGGACCAACUAAGAUGGUUCCAUUUGAUUUGCAAACACAAUAAAAAGAAUUCAGCUAUCAAAGAUAAAGUAACCCCAUAGUUGAUGUUGAGAUAACUAUUGCUACAGGAAAGACAGCUCACCUGACUUUAAAACAGGGAGAUGACAUUAAGAAAGUAGCUAAGAACUUUUGUAAGACUUACUCUUUGAAUGAAGCGACUCGUAAGACUCUUGAAGAUCAACUUUACUCCUAUAUCAGUUAAAUUAAUACUAACUCCUCCGAUUAGCAGUUGAGUUCUCAAACCAUUCCAACUGGCAACUCUUACUUUAAUCCACAUGACUAAGUAAUUGAGAACUCGCAGGAAGAUGGGGGCUCAAGUAUCAGAGCAAGUAGUAGAUUAGAAGGACUCCAUGGUAAUCAGUAGUAUCAAGCCAUGUUGAUAUCUAAUCAGUAUUUGGACAAUUAGAAUUAAAAUUGGGACUUUGAAGUGUAUAAUGAAGCUGAUGGAGACAAUAAUACAAAUACACACACUCAAACUAAUACAAACGCCAACAGCAAUAACAACUACAAUCACUUGCAUCAAGCAAAUGUGAACAUGAAUAUACAAGGGGGAGGUAACACAGCGAGCAAUGUAAAUCAAGGGGACAAUGAAGAGGAUGAAGAUGAAGACUAAGUUAGACAAGGAGAAGAAGACGAUUAUCAUCAUGAGGAAGAAGAUGAGGAAGUGGAUUAGGAUGAAUAAUACGAGGAGGAAGAAGACUAGGAAGUCAACUACCAAGAUGACGAGGAUUUCAAUUGA